Messenger RNA from Dipodomys ordii (Ord's kangaroo rat), 1359 nucleotides. It is a transcript of the gene Tnfaip8, whose product is annotated as tumor necrosis factor, alpha-induced protein 8. The transcript is spliced from 2 exons. Gene Ontology annotation, molecular function: cysteine-type endopeptidase inhibitor activity involved in apoptotic process. The record is from RefSeq and is a predicted model, not a curated record. Lineage: Eukaryota; Metazoa; Chordata; Mammalia; Rodentia; Heteromyidae. The coding region runs from base 531 to 1097 and encodes 188 amino acids. Gene Ontology annotation, biological process: regulation of apoptotic process. Gene Ontology annotation, cellular component: cytoplasm.
GCCAAACGCUCUGCGGCCUGUGUUAGCAUUCUCCUUUCCCGCCCCGGUGCCCGCCGGCCUCCUCCCAGGCCCCCGAUGACAACGACGAUGAUGAUGUGUAGUCAGGAGGGGUUUCCAGGGCGUCCAUGCUUCCGAGUGACCGUGUCGGCACUUGUGGGCUUCUGGAGGGAUUCUGGUGUUUCCCCUCACUGGCUCUCCGUGUUUUGGAUGGAUUCUUGAGAAUCUGAAGAGAGCUUGAGGGGCUGGCGCUUGGCAGCCAGGGCCGCCAUAGCUUGCUCAUCACGUUCUCGGAAAGCGAUUCCCUCUCAAUAACACGGUCGCCUGGUGGUUCCUAGGACCGUAAUAACGUGCUAAGAGCAGAGGGAAGAGCGUGGGCACCUGGGCAGGAGCAGGGCACGGCUCUGCCCUGGGAGGCCACAGGAGGGGACGCGGAGCCACCAGAGGGACCUCCAGUCAUCUAGCGCCGUGAGGAUUCAAAAGCGAUAAAAGUGAGAUGUGAUGCUUAAUCCCGACCCGGGGCCACAGUAAGCAUGGCCACAGAUGUCUUUAAUUCCAAAAACCUGGCCGUGCAGGCUCAGAAGAAGAUCCUGGGUAAAAUGGUAUCCAAAUCGAUCGCGACCACCCUGAUCGAUGACACCAGCAGUGAGGUGCUGGAUGAGCUCUACAGGGUGACCAAGGAGUACACCCAGAACAAGAAGGAGGCGGAGAGGGUCAUCAAGAACCUCAUCAAGACGGUCAUCAAGCUGGCCAUCCUGUACAGGAACAACCAGUUCAAUCAAGACGAGCUGGCGCUGAUGGAGAAAUUCAAGAAGAAGGUCCAUCAGCUGGCGAUGACCGUGGUGAGCUUCCACCAGGUAGAUUACACCUUCGACCGCCACGUGCUGUCCCGGCUGCUGAACGAGUGCCGAGAGCUGCUGCACCAGAUCAUCCAGCGCCACCUCACCACCAAGUCCCACGGACGGGUGAACAACGUCUUCGACCAUUUCUCAGAUUGCGACUUCCUGGCUGCCUUGUAUAACCCCUUCGGGAAGUUUAAACCUCACCUACAGAAACUCUGCGACGGCAUCAACAAAAUGUUGGACGAAGAGAACAUAUGAGCAUGUGGAUUCAGACCUGACUGAUUUUGUUUCCAGGACGGAGCACGGCUGAUCCAUGAAGGAAAGAAAAAGACAAUUGUUUAUCUUUUUUAAGAUUACACGUGUUUCAGGAAGACUUGGUCCAAUUCAACCAUCGGACAUUAUGGAUGAUGCUUUUCUAGCACUCGUUUUAUUGGGAGCAAAGCAUGCUGUCAAAAGACUGGUCAGAAUUCACCCAGAGGUGGCAGUCACGAGGAAGACAAAGAUAGCUAAGAAAUACGAG